Molecule: messenger RNA, 802 nt
Organism: Leptopilina heterotoma
Lineage: Eukaryota; Metazoa; Arthropoda; Insecta; Hymenoptera; Figitidae
Gene: endos
Product: alpha-endosulfine
Exons: 3
Coding region: 301-630 (109 amino acids)
Cellular component (GO): cytoplasm
Molecular function (GO): protein phosphatase inhibitor activity
Source: RefSeq, a predicted model, not a curated record
GUCCAUUAGAGCAUAUGACGCCGUUACUAGAACUGUACACUUUUAUUGACAUAAGAUUUUGUCAGUAAUUUGUUUGAUUUUAAUAAUUUUCAAGUGUUUUAUUUAUAAUCAAAAUUUAAACGAGUUGAAUUUGUAUCAUUUCACUUUAAACUCUUACAAACGACUGUUGUCUUUAAAGAAUCGUAAAAUUCACCUUCAAUUUUUGAUGUGCAAGCAUUGAAGUCCACUUGAUUUCAAUCGUUAGUCUUUAAUAAUUAACACAUUUUUCAUCCAUUUUCCCAAUUAUAUUUAAAAACAAAAAUGAGUGAGGAACAAAUAAAGGAACCUACACAAAAUGUUGAGAUGUCGUCUAAUGAUAUUGAGAAAAUCGAGGAGGCGAAAUUGAAAGCGAAAUUUCCCAAUGGUUUACACAAACCAAUUGGUGGACAUUCGGCUUUUCUUCAAAAACGAUUAGCCAAAGGGCAAAAGUAUUUUGACUCUGGAGAUUAUCAAAUGGCAAAACAAAAGACAGCAAAACCAAAACCCGCUGGAGUUUUGCCAACCGGAGACGCCAUACCAACACCUGAAUCCGUACCACAAAGAAAAACAUCAAUUAUUCAACAGAAAUUCAAUACGUCGACGACCUCUUAAAGUCUCCAUUUUCUUUUUCUAUUUGUUUAUGAUUAGGAUUCUUUUUUUUUUGUUACAAAUUGAUGCCCGGUGUGUUAAGAAGAUUUUUGGAAAGGUACGACUUGAUCAACGUAUGAUUUAAAGGCAUGUGGGUAUUCUUUUUUUUAUAUAAAACUCAUAAUACGCUUCUCGA